Molecule: messenger RNA, 849 nt
Organism: Trichoplax adhaerens
Lineage: Eukaryota; Metazoa; Placozoa; Uniplacotomia; Trichoplacea; Trichoplacidae
Exons: 5
Coding region: 1-849 (282 amino acids)
Molecular function (GO): actin binding
Source: RefSeq, a predicted model, not a curated record
AUGGUUCCUCCGCCACCUCCCCCUCCACCGCCACCACCUUCAGGAUCUGUCCCGAACAUUGCGUCGUCCAAGUUGCUAAAUCCUUCUGGAGAAGUUACACACUCAACCUCAGCUAAGCCAGACGAAAGUCGCAAUUCACUACUUUCAUCUAUUCGUGCUGGAAAGCAGUUAAGGAAGACAACGACAGUUGAUAAAAGUGGUCCGCUUCUGCCAAAAAAACAAACAAGCUCGGAUUCAGGGAGUCGUACGGAUCAAGUUAGUUCCCGUGGCCCUGCAAAUCUUGGUGGGUUAUUUGCAGGUGGAAUGCCGAGUCUGAGACCAACAAAUAGCCGCUUUUCAUCGGCUGCUAAUACAGGUAAGCCUACAAGCGAUCAGCCGCCGUUCAUGAAAUUUCCGUCAAGAUCAUCUGACCAAAUUUCAGUAAACCAGACAAUUGGAACGGAUAAUAAAUCUCAGGUUCCACACUUCUCUAAUAGAUCCGCCAUUGAGUCACAAUCAGCGACUCCAGCGACAAGAAUUCAACGUAAUCGCCCUAGUGAAAUAUCGUCAACAUCUCAACAAACUGUAAGUGAGCCAUCCAAUAUAGCGUCUACAAUGCCAUCAUUUUCGUUACCUGAUAGAAUUCCAAUGAAUUCUGGAAGUUUCAUGACAUUUGAAGCGAAAUCUAAGGCACCUCUUCCUCCAAAAAAUCACCAUGAUUUGAAAGAGACUUUCCGUGCACCAACGAGAGCAGCCCCGGAUAGACCUGCGCCAUUUCCUCCAGCAACAACUCGACCUGCUCCAGACAGGCCACCACCACCACGACCUAGUUCAAGACCCCCACCUCCGCCGCCUCCUAGGAAGAAAUAA